UGGCAAAAGUGUAGUUUUGUAAGAAGAAGGCGGCAAAAUGGGAAAGGGAAGGCCAAUAAAAACGGUUGAUCAUGUGGAUGUAAGAGUGAGAAGGAGAAGGAGAGAGAGAAUCUCUAUCUCUAGAUAUAAUUAUCAAUGGUGAACCAGCUGGAGAAUCUUGUGGAAUCGAUCAAAUCGAAGGUGAGAGCUUUAAAGAGUAAGAAGCCGAAGAAGAGUUACAUCAAGAUGGACAAGAGCUCAAGCGUUAAGGUCGAGAUCCGUAGCAGAAAAGCCAGAAAACUCAUCGAUAAGACUCUCAAGGUCGCCGAUCGUCCUGGCAAGCGUACCGUCACUUGAAAAUUCAAUACCAUAAUAAUAAUUAUUGUUAUUAUUGUAGAUUUUUAUGUGUACAUAUAUAUAUGUUACAUAUGAAAUUUAUAUAUAUAUAUAUGUAUGCAUAUAGAUGAGACGUCGUCGUUUUAUAAUGAGAUUCGAUUAAGUCAUCGUUAUCUCUACUGUUUUCAAGUUUUGUGUUAUGGCGGCGACCAUCCGAUUCUGUGUUUCUGCCAUUUCGUAUGUCUCUUUCCUGACAUCAUCAAGCCUUUGAAACCGUUUCGGAACUGUGCCAAAAAAAAAAAAAAAACUGCUUCUACUUCUUUUUUUCAAUAGCAAUAAUUCUUAUUUUGUAAGUCUAUUAAUAUAUUUAUUUUUUCAUCUCUUA
Cannabis sativa is the source of this 700-nucleotide messenger RNA. RefSeq lists its product as uncharacterized. The transcript has 2 exons. Lineage: Eukaryota; Viridiplantae; Streptophyta; Magnoliopsida; Rosales; Cannabaceae. The coding region runs from base 136 to 336 and encodes 66 amino acids. The record is from RefSeq and is a predicted model, not a curated record.